Molecule: messenger RNA, 1405 nt
Organism: Malania oleifera
Lineage: Eukaryota; Viridiplantae; Streptophyta; Magnoliopsida; Santalales; Ximeniaceae
Product: peptidyl-prolyl cis-trans isomerase CYP28, chloroplastic
Exons: 2
Coding region: 284-1237 (317 amino acids)
Biological process (GO): protein peptidyl-prolyl isomerization
Cellular component (GO): chloroplast
Molecular function (GO): peptidyl-prolyl cis-trans isomerase activity
Source: RefSeq, a predicted model, not a curated record
UUUCAUUUGCAUUUGUCUUCAACGGUGCAUAUAAAUUCAUGCUACUCUUGUAUUUUGAGUGACACAUAAUGGAAGAAAAUUCUCUCUCUCUCUCUCUCUCUCUCUCUCUCUCUCUCUACCAAAGAUCUUCUUCUUUCUUUUUUAUUUUUUCACAAACAUAUAAAUUUUACAAAAAAUAAAAUAAAAUCUAAAUAUAGAUUUUCAAUUACAAUAUUAAAUAUAGUAAAUAUGCAUAAAUUUAAAUAACUUAACUAUAUAAAAAUUAUAGAUAUUGUUGUAUGCAAUGUUUCAAAUCAAGACCUCAGGCUUAAUGGGCUACUCUGCAACUGCAUCCGUCAUUCCCUCAACCUCCGCCCUCCUCCCCAGCCACAAUCGCCGCCAAAGCCUCUCCUCAACUCUACAAACCCAUUUCACGCGCCGUCCCCUCCUCCUCCUCUCCACAGCCCUCUCGCUCCCUCCCUCCCCCUCUUCCGCCAUCGCCGCCGCACCGCCGCCGCCGCCGCCGCCGCCGCCGCCGGACACCACAAUCACUGACAGAGUCUUCCUGGACUUCAGCCUCUGCCCCACCUCCUUCUCCCCGGGCCGAGCCCAGGACCCAUACCCGUGCCCGGACCCGCAGCCCAUGGGCCGCCUCAUCCUCGGCCUCUAUGGCAAGCUCCUCCCCCUCACUGUGUCCAACUUCAAAGCCAUGUGUACGGGUUCCUCCGGUUCCUCCUACAAGGGCACUCUGGUCCAGAAAAUCUUCCCCGGACAGUACUUCCUCGCCGGCCGGCAGGGCCGCCGUGACAAGGGCGAGGUUCCUCGGCCAGUGGAUCUGGCCCGGAACAAGGAGACCGUCGAUUAUCGGGCCUUCGUUCUUCCGCACUCGAGACCCGGGCUUGUUUCGCUGUGUUUAUCGGAGAAUGACGACGACGACGAGAUUAAGUUGGAUCCCAAUUAUCACAAUGUUGAGUUUUUGAUCACGACGGGGCCUGGCCCGUGCCCUCAGCUUGAUUCUAAGAACAUUGUUUUCGGAACAGUUGUUGAAGGGUUAGAUGUGGUGACAGCCAUAGCUUCCAUUCCCACUUACAAACCAGCUGAAAGAAUACGACAAUUUAAUGAAUUGGCUGAGUUUCUUGGUGAUGAAAGAGCCCAAACUGCCCGAGCAAUAUGGAACAGGCCUAUUGAGACAGUGUAUAUCAGUGACUCUGGAGAACUCAAAGUGGCAAAGCCAUCCCUUUCACCUAGCCUGCCAUAAUAAUAUAAUGCCAUUACUAACAAUCAGUAAGGAAUAACUGCAUUUAUAUAUUACUUUGAUGUAAAUUACUUUUUCUUAGAAUUAUAAUCUGUUGUAAAUUAUAUUUAAGAUAGAAAGAAAUGACUUCGUAUAAAAUCUUCAAUAAAAAUUCUUUGGGGUUGGAAUAAA